GACGCUACUUCCGCCCGGCUCAUCGCCUUUCCCAAAGCUGGAGAACAACAGUGAUAUUACUGUCAGUUGACUCGAGACGGGUGAAGUUUCUCUUCGUCAAAGAUGUCUAAACCCAAGUUAAUAGUGUUCGAUCUCGAUUACACCCUCUGGCCUUUUUGGGUGGAUACACACGUCUGUCCGCCCUUUCACAAAGAUGACAGUGGCACUGUACGAGAUUCAACCCGGUCCAAAGUUUCCAUAUUCCAGGAUACUGAAAAGAUCCUGAGCUCACUCCACAGUCAGGGGUUCAAGAUUGGCAUUGCAUCACGCACCAGCGAAGUGGAGGGAGCCAAUCAACUACUGUCACUUUAUAAUCUCAACCAAUACAUUUCCUUCAAAGAGAUCUACCCCGGGUCAAAGGUCACUCACUUUAAAAGGCUUAAAGCUGACAGUGGAGUCCAGUUUUCUGACAUGAUGUUUUUUGAUGAUGAGGACAGGAACAUUGUGGAGGUUGGAGGUCUAGGUGUUCACUGUGUGUUGGUUCAUAAUGCCAUCACCUCUAAAUUAGUCCAAAGUGAACUCAUAAAGUUCAGCAGAAAGCAAUGACGUCCAUCUGUUGCCCUGGAGAAAGAAUAUAUUUAUUCAGAGUUCACUUGUUUUUAUCUGGUUUUAUGGUUGUAAGUAGGGAUGCAACGAUAUGUACAUUUUGGCGGAUAACGAUAACCGAUCAUUCUGGAAGCCAAUAACAUAAAUAUGGCCUGUAUAUGGUAUCUAAAUAUUAAUAUACAAUUCCCACGACUGAAGCAAAAGGCAAAAUUGGACAUUUUAAACAUUCACUGUAGAAAACAAGGUCACCAUUAGUUCUUUUGUCCCCCUGAAAAUCAUGUACCAAGACUACUUUACACUAGUCAACGAUUUUUUAACCUUCAAACUUUUCUGGGAUAUUUUUUAUUUAAUAAACAAAUUAUAGAUGUUCUUCUAGAGCAAGAAAAUGUUCUUACCAGCCACAAACAGGUCUUAAGACUGAAAGCAUUCAGACAGCAAUCUGAUUCAAACAAAAUGCUUGUGUUUGUAUAAUUUACACAUUCGUUAAUAUCGACAUACUGUACCUACAUCAGCAAUGUUUUGCUGAUAGCUAUAGGUGAAUGAUCAUGACAGAAAGACAGUACUGUUGUGUAUUUUAAGUGUUAGCAGUGUGCAGCUGAAGAAGUUUAACCAGAGGAAAUUAUUUAUCCGCUAUAAUGUAUCGGCCUAAAUAUCAUCAUAAAUCAAUACCAAUAUGAAUGAUUAUUUAUCGUGCAUCCCAGUAACUUUUAACUGUACGUUAUCAGUGUGUUUAAAUGAUUAAUAUAUUUGACUUUUAUAAAUUAUACUACACAGAGAAUAUAUGGAAAAUAAAUGGAUUUUAUACAUGU
Triplophysa dalaica is the source of this 1394-nucleotide messenger RNA. It is a transcript of the gene mdp1, whose product is annotated as magnesium dependent phosphatase 1. Bases 103 to 585 code for a protein of 160 amino acids. Gene Ontology annotation, molecular function: acid phosphatase activity. NCBI's taxonomy places the organism in Eukaryota, Metazoa, Chordata, Actinopteri, Cypriniformes, Nemacheilidae. The transcript is spliced from 6 exons. The record is from RefSeq and is a predicted model, not a curated record.